Molecule: messenger RNA, 550 nt
Organism: Caenorhabditis sp. 36 PRJEB53466
Lineage: Eukaryota; Metazoa; Nematoda; Chromadorea; Rhabditida; Rhabditidae
Source: the annotation of a GenBank genome assembly
AUGUUCACCUACUACUGGGUCAUUUUCUUCCUGAACAUUCUCAAUUUCCUAUCCAGUUUUCUGCUCCUUCGCAAAAAUUCGCAGUUGAAGCGUUUCACGUUGACAUUGACUUCCAAGUACCAACUGGAAGAGGUGUAUUUGUCCACUAAAUUCGCAGUUUCCGUAGUUUCUGUCCACGUUUUCCUAUUCGGAGCCUAUGUGGCCGUGAUAAUGCUCGCCAGAAGCUUCGGAGACCUCGUUAUCGUCGAUGUCAUACUUCUGAAAGCAGUAAGAGGUGCUAUAACGACGGUGAGUUCCAGUUCUCCUUGGAAAACAUGAAAACAGUUUGUAGAUGAUCGGCACGUACAAUUUCGCGAUAGGAAUCGCUGCCGUGUACCUGUACAAGAGGACAAAGUCAAGAACGUCUGAAAGCGUCAAUGGGGCAAUUGAGAUGAAAGCGACGGGAAAUGCGGGAGCGAAAAACUAUGACGACGCCAUAUUCAGCAUCUGGAACUCGACCGGCGUCGCGGAUGGAAGGAGAAUAACCCAAAGCUCUGUUAAUUUCAUGUAA